Messenger RNA from Asparagus officinalis (garden asparagus), 810 nucleotides. RefSeq names its product chaperone protein DnaJ-like. The record is from RefSeq and is a predicted model, not a curated record. Lineage: Eukaryota; Viridiplantae; Streptophyta; Magnoliopsida; Asparagales; Asparagaceae. The transcript has 5 exons. The coding region runs from base 173 to 667 and encodes 164 amino acids.
AGCGAGCAUCUCUCUCGAACCUUCAUUGGGUCCUUAAACUCGCGACUUGGCAAACCCCCGGGAGAAGAUAUUUUCUGCAAAAUAAUUAGAAAACCCUGACUAUUUGCGGAAACGCCCAUCUCUGUUCUAUAAAUCCCAUCCGCCCACCAACCCCCCCAUCGCGGGUCCGGCGAUGGACGUUAAGGGGACUGGGUCCGACGAAGCUUGCUUCUACUCUCUUCUCGGAAUCCAACAGGACGCAUCCGCUUCCGAGGUCAAAUCAGCUUACCGCAAGCUCGCUUUGAAAUGGCACCCGGACAGGUGGGCGAAGAAUCCGUCGGCCGCAGGGGAAGCCAAGCGGAGGUUCCAGCUGAUCCAAGAAGCUUAUUCCGUUCUCUCCGACGAGGGGAAGCGAGCAAUGUACGAUGCGGGGCUCUAUGAUCCGCUAGAUGACGACGAAGAGGAUAUGGGGGAGUUUAUGAAGGAUUUCAUGUCAACAGUGGAAAGGGUCAAAUCCGAGCCUGUGAAGAGUUUUGAGGAGAUUCAAGAGAUGUUCGAUGAUUUGGUGAGCGGGAUGGGGAUGGGGAUGGAGUAUGGCAGGAACGACGGGUUCUCGGGGCCGUCCGAUUCGGCAAAAAGGACACGUGUCAGUUCGCCGAGGAACGGGCGGGCUCAGUAUCGGUGGUGAAAGGUGUGAGGAGUUUGGUGUACAAAAUUGUUGGAGAAAAUUGAAAAUAAUUAAAAGAGUUUAAUUGUGGAAGGGUAGUUUUGUCAAAAUUGUGGUCUUCUUUGUGUUUAUCUUUGUUUAAUUUCAUAAUUUUAUGUUUUUCA